Messenger RNA from Dovyalis caffra, 624 nucleotides. The record is from the annotation of a GenBank genome assembly. NCBI's taxonomy places the organism in Eukaryota, Viridiplantae, Streptophyta, Magnoliopsida, Malpighiales, Salicaceae.
AUGUUGAAUCGUGGAUCCUAUAAAUUGCACAAGCCAACUAAGAAAACUAGCAUGAUAUUGGUAAUUGCCAUGAUUAAGAAACAGAAAGGAGACAGAAACCUUGAGUGGCCUUCUAUGACUGCAUUUAAGUCCCUUCCAUUAAGCAUUUCGUCAACACCAACCAGUCAGAUCUGCUACAACUUUGGGGUUCUCUGGAUUCCAUCUGAAAUAGAUCAUUCGUUCUUGUCAGCCACGAAGCCGCCGAUAUUUGGUUCUUCAAAACAAAAGAACCCUGCAGAUAUUUUGAAAACUUCCAAAUCAGGAAAGAUGAAGACUUCAGUUAUGCAUUCUAAAUUGCUUAUAUCCAUGCUUAAAGCAGUUAGGCAGUACAGAGAUUUCAACUCAGCUAUGUUCUCUAUAGACCAUUUGAAGAUAUUGCUCAAGUAUAACUCUUCCAAUUGUGAGAACCUGGAUAUGGCAUUCAGCAGUAACAUGGAAACGAUUAAUCUUUUGCCACUCCCUCUGGAUAUUUCUUCUGCGAUUUCAGCACCUUCCAAAUCCUACAACCUCAUAUUAGUCCAUUCCAUAUUUCCCAAUAAAAUUGAUCGUAUUGUCCUUCAACGCUUCUACGAAGUGCUGUCAUAG